This is a messenger RNA of Clunio marinus, 3910 nucleotides long. The record is from the annotation of a GenBank genome assembly. NCBI's taxonomy places the organism in Eukaryota, Metazoa, Arthropoda, Insecta, Diptera, Chironomidae.
AUGGUUCAAAUAAAGUUUAAAUUACCUCAAUUGAGAUUUAGAAAUAAUAAAAUUUGUGAAACUUACGAAUAUUUAAAACUUUGUAUAAAGUCAUUAAUGUAUAAUGAGCAUCUUAGUCAGAGCUACAUUGCAGAUGUACUUAUUGAACCAAUAUUUAAGUUAGUUGAUAGUAAAAUCUUUAGUCGAUUUUUGGGCCCAUUUUUUGUUGUUGGAGUACUAUGUUUGACAACAGCUGUAGUGUUUAUAAGUUACUGGAUAGGUUUUCCAUAUUGGUGGAAAAAAUCGCCGGAAACAACAAUUUUCCUGCUUAUUGUUGGUAACUGGCUAUUACUUAACGUGUCAUUCCACUACAUUAUGGCAGCUAAAACCAAUCCUGGAAAUCCUCCCACUGACAGAACUUACAAUGCCGUAAGCAUUUGCAAAAAGUGUCUCAUCCCAAAACCACCAAGAACACAUCACUGCUCGAUUUGUAAAAAAUGUGUUUUAAAGUUUGAUCAUCACUGUCCAUGGCUGAAUCAAUGCAUUGGCCAUUACAACCAAAGAUAUUUUUUCCUUUAUAUGGUCUACACGGUUAUUGGUGUAAUUUUCAUUAUGUUGUUUGGAAUUGGCAUUGGCUAUGAAGUUCUCUGGUUAGGAGAUGGUGGUGGCUGGGAAGAAAUUGAAGCAUUGGAAGGAAGUCCUGUUAAAUUUAAUUUAACUGGUCAUGUAAUUCCUGUGACAGAAGUUGAGUACUCAGAAGUUGGCAUUGCUCCAGCUAAACAUGAUUUACCAAUAGGUGAACUUAACGAUCCCGUUGUAUAUCGUUGUAUUGCUUUUAUGGCAGUGAUUUGUGUUUCAACUUUUGUCGCACUUGGUGCACUAUCAAUCUGGCAUUAUCGAUUAAUAAGCCGUGGUGAAACAAGUGUUGAAUCGCACAUAAAUAAGUCUGAAAGAAAACGUCUCAACUCUGUUGGGAAAACUUUCAUUAACCCGUACAAUUUUGGAAAAACGAAUAACUGGAGGAUUUUGUUUGGAUUAACAAGAGGACGGUCUUUUUGGCGUCACGUUCUUCUUCCUUCAUCGCACAUGCCGCAAGACUUUUAUAAAUAUCUUGCGUUAGUGAGUGGUGCAAUUUGUUUGCGAUCUAUUAUAAGUUUGCAUUCUUAUUCCGGUCUCGAUAAACCUCCAAUGUUCGGCGAUUUCGAAGCACAACGUCAUUGGCAAGAGAUCACUGUUAAUCUUCCAAUUAAAGAUUGGUACGAAAAUACAACCGACAAUGAUCUUCUGUACUGGGGAUUGGAUUAUCCGCCACUUACCGCUUAUCACAGCUUCAUUAUGGGUUUGGCAGGAAAACAAAUUAAUGAAGGUUACGUUGAGCUACAUAAAUCGAGAGGCAUCACAGAAGAGCUUCAUAAGAACUUCAUGCGAAACACUGUGAUGAUAGCUGACAUUUUGAUUUACAUUCCAUCCCUUUUAAUCAUUUGUCAUAUAAUAUUCAAGAGAGUCAUGAGAAUGUCGAAUCAUCGAGCUGAUUGGUUUUUAUUCAUUUAUUUGGCCAUUGCGAUUCUUUAUCCUGGACAAAUUCUCAUUGACAAUGGUCAUUUUCAAUACAAUAAUAUAUCGCUUGGAUUGGCAGUGUUUGCUGUUGCUUGUAUUUUAAUAAAUCGACGAAUUCUUGGUGCGAUUUUCUUUGUUCUGGCGUUGAAUUAUAAGCAAAUGGAACUUUAUCAUGCGAUGCCAAUAUUUUGUUAUCUCCUGUCAAAUUGCUUCAUUGAUCCUGAUGAACGUAAAAAAUUUGGCUUACUUCAAGGACUUUUUAGACUGAUCACUCUUGGACUCGUUGUUGUCGCAGUGUUUGUUGUUCUCUGGUUACCAUGGCUUGGAUCAUUAGAAAGUCUUCUUCAAGUCGUCCAUAGAAUCUUUCCACUUAAUCGAGGAAUUUUCGAAGACAAAGUUUCUAACAUUUGGUGUAUUGUCAACGUUUUCUUUAAGAUCAAAGAAAUGUUUUCCAAUCAAGAAAUGGCAAGAAUGUGCUUGGCAUGUACAGCAACUGCAUUAGUUCCAAGUGCAUUUAAUCUGCUUUUGAAUCCUAAGAGAAAGAAACUUCUUUACGCUCUCUUCAACAGUUCAAUGGCUUUCUUCCUGUUCUCAUUUCAAGUUCAUGAAAAAUCGAUUUUAAUUCCUGCAGUUUCGGCAAUUCUUCUUUUCCCUAUGGAUCCAUUUAUGGUUCUUUAUUUUCUUCAUAUUGCAACAUUCAGCAUGUUUCCAUUGUUGGCUAAAGACGGACUUCAAGCGGCCUUUAUCGGAUUAUCUGAUGCUUUUCUUAUCUUAGUAAAACUUUUGAUUGACAAAACGAAAGAUAAACAAAAUGGAAAAUUGUCGGCUAUUGAAAUGUUAUGGAAAAUUGGAGAUGAAGUCGUUGACGAGUCAGAUGGUUGUGGUGGAAAAUUCAGAGCAGUGAUAGUAUCAGAAGAUUUUGCCGGUAAAUCACUUCUUCAGCGACAUCGAUUAGUGAAUUCAGCAUUGCAAGAAGAACUGAAAACUAUUCACGCAUUUUCACAACAAACUUAUACACCAGAACAGUGGGAAACUGCACAAUCAAAAUAGCUUACCAAUUAAUUCAUCAACUCAGAUCUUUAUUGAUUCACAAGUUUCAAAAUGUUACGAAAUUAUGAAAUUUCCGCACCUGGAAAAAUUAUUCUGCAUGGAGAACAUUCCGUCGUCUACGAAAAGCCGGCAAUUGCUGGUCCAGUUGGUCUUCGUACUUAUUUCACCUAUCGAGAAACUUCAAAUGAUUUUAUUCGCUUCUUUUACAAGCGACUUAAUCUUACAUGUCAAAUGAGUUUGGCAAAAGUGAAUGAAUUCUUAGUCGAGCUUAAUUGCAAUGAUUUAAUUCUUCCGGUUGAUUUUCUGAAGAAGCUUCGUGUUUCAAAAGAUUUUAUCUUGCAAUAUGUUGAAUACAAUUCUAAUAAAUUAGACGAUAAAGAAGAAAUGGCAAUUGGUGCGACACUUUAUAUUCUGAACAGAAUUCUUCGCAAUGAAAAAGUUAAGACGAUAAAUUUUGGUUUUGAUGUGACAAUCGAUUCUGACAUGAGUAUUGGUGCUGGUGUGGGAAGUUCAGCAAGCUACGGUGUUUGCCUUUCUGCUGGGUUUUUUAUUCUCUCACAAAUACUCAACAAGAAACUUUCAGAUCAUCAACUGAAAGAAUUCUCAUUUGUUGGUAAUGAUAUAAUCAUGGAGCGAAUUUCUCAAUGGGCGUUCGAUUCUGAAGUGAUUAUGCAUGAAAAGCCUUCAGGAAUUGACAACACAAUUUGUACUUAUGGGCAAUUGAUCAAAUUUAAACGAGGACAAACACCAGAAAGUAUUAAAACUAGUGGAAAAAUUGACAUUCUGCUUGUUGACACUGGCGUAUCUCGAAGCACUUCUCAUAUUGUUGGAAAAGUCGCCAACUUCAGAAACAAAUACUCAAACCUUUGCAAUUCUAUCUUCGAUGCGAUGGGACAUUUAGUUGAUGACGUUGUUGGGAUUUUGGAGAAUUCCAAAAAUGAUAACGAAAAAUAUCAAGAAUUGUCAUUGCUUGUAGCAGUCAACAAUAAUCUCUUGAGGUCAAUUUCAGUGUCACAUCCGAGACUUGAACGAGUGUUUAACAUCGCUGAAUCCAAUGGAUUUAAUGCAAAACUUACAGGAGCUGGAGCUGGUGGAUGUGCCUUUGUGUUACUUCCAUCGAAUUAUGAAGAACUUAAAAACUACAAGAAAAUGUGCGAAGAUCUGAAAGUGAACGAUUAUCACAUCAUGACAACAAUCAUUGGUGGAACUGGCGUUCAAUUUAAAUUUAUUGAAAAUUGAUUUGAUAAUUUUUUCAUGUUUAGGUGAUGGAUGCAGGAAAAUUUUGAAAUUAGUGGAAUAAAAAAGAUUUGAGAAAUUAUAAAAG